AUGUACUAUAGGGAAAGGAGAGCAUCCUCCUAUUAGAAACCUCAGCCUGGCUAUGAUAAUUUGAGAAAUCAGUUGGAUUUAUUGGAUAAAUUUAUGAAGCCAUCCUAUGAUAUUUAAUUACCUCAUGAACCUAGUCAAAAAAGCGGAGUUAGAUAAUCUGGACGAUUGAAUAAAUCCUUCUAAUUUCCCAAGGUAUCUCAGUAACCAGACGAUUCUGUCAAUGAGGAAGUAGUUCAGAUGUAGCUUGCAAUAGAUUUAUAAAACUAGACUCUAAAGAAACUAUUGAAAGAAUAAAGAGAUGUAAUAUUAUAAAUGGAUAAUCAAGAUAAAUAAAGCUUAGGUUUUUAAGUAAGAACUAGAAAAUUUAAAAAGCCAAGUUCAAACCAUACAUCUAAAAUUACCAAAGCUACCCCAAUAUGAAUAAUUAAAUGAAAUUAAGCAAGAAAUCUCAUCCUUAAGACAAUCCUUUUUCCAAUAAGCCUAACAACUGUAAUAGCCAAUUAUUCAACCUCCCUAGAUAAUUUAUUAGCAAAUGCCUUAGCAAAUACAGCAACCUCAGUAUCUCCCACCUCCUUAUCCAUAUUAUCCUUACGGACAGUAACCUCCUCCAUAUGGAUAACCACCUCCACCAUACCCACUUUAAUAAUAAUACCAACAACCCUAUUAGUACAACCCCUAUCAAUCUCCCUACUAUCCUCCACCUUAAUCUUAGCCCCAACCCCAAGAAACCUAAACAAAUUAAUAAAACCCUCAAUCUUUAGGCAAAAUCAAAACUGUUGGUUCGCAAGCCUAAAAUUCCCGAAGAUCGAGUCAAAAGACUAUUCCAUUAAUUUCGAAAAGGUCCAUUCAAUAAACCAAAUAGAGUUUUUUCUCUGAUGUAUGAUAAAUUUAUGUAAUAAUAGAAUGGAGACAAGAAGGCGUUAUUUUAGGGUUCAAGACUGAAGGUAAUUUUUAAUGCAGUCAGAUGCGCUAUGCGAUGGAAGAUAUAUUGUAAACCUUUAAAUAUUUUAUGGAGAAAACUAUACAAACAUUCGGUUGAGUGUAAAGCAGUAAUAUAAAAAAUUUCAUACCCAGUUGCUUUGAAACGCAUUAAUGAUUGGUGCAAAAUGGUAUUGGCAAAAGUAGAAAAUUAUUUGACUAAAAUAAAAGAAAUAGAUUUUAUUGUAUAAUUGUUUUUUUUAUCAGAAGAAUCCAGAAAAACCCUUGACCGAAUAAGAAUUAGAUCAAUCAUAUAUGCAAUUGACAAAUGCAAUGAAAUAUCUGAUGACUAGUUUAGUUACUUAUUGCACAAACGAUUUCAUGAUUCCAGAAUUGAAAUUUUUAUCUUACCUUUAGUUUUUUGAUUAGCCAGAAAUAGAUAGAGGACUGUUUGUUGCUAGAAGAGUAUUAUUUUGGAAAGAAAAAUAAUUAGACAUGACAAAAACAUAAUAGAUGAUGAUUGUAGGGGAUCUAGUUAUAUUAGUACACAUACUGCCUGCCUUGAUGGAAAUUCCAGGAUAGGUAUUUAUAGUCAAAUGCAUGGUAUCCCUUGUGUAAAUUCAUUUUAUGAAAUAUUUUGAUUUGAGAGUGCUCAAUCGAAAUCCAGAGUAUAGAAUUAUCCAAUUAAAUUUGGUGGAUGUGGUGGAUGGCAAAUUAGUUGCCAGAUUAGAAAAACUUGAUAAGUUUGAAGACGAAAGAUACAUUGUAGGUGUCUAUGAGGAUAGUCAAUUUUAAGGAUUUUAUGCUAAAAGACCUCAUUUUCAGGAUGAUAUGCAAAAAGCGCUAUUUUAAAUACAUACUAAUUUAUUAUAAGCAUUAGCUGCUAAAUGA
This is a messenger RNA of Paramecium octaurelia, 1809 nucleotides long. The record is from the annotation of a GenBank genome assembly. NCBI's taxonomy places the organism in Eukaryota, Ciliophora, Oligohymenophorea, Peniculida, Parameciidae.